Molecule: messenger RNA, 1319 nt
Organism: Temnothorax curvispinosus
Lineage: Eukaryota; Metazoa; Arthropoda; Insecta; Hymenoptera; Formicidae
Gene: CLS
Product: probable cardiolipin synthase (CMP-forming)
Exons: 5
Coding region: 352-1212 (286 amino acids)
Biological process (GO): cardiolipin biosynthetic process
Cellular component (GO): mitochondrion; membrane
Molecular function (GO): cardiolipin synthase activity
Source: RefSeq, a predicted model, not a curated record
CUCUACUCAAGUGAUUCGUGAAUUCAAUUCACUUGUGUUUUGUGUUAUGAUGAGUAGUUGGUCGUCUGCACUCUGUCUCUGUCUGCGAAAUCUAACCUCCAAAAUAAAGUCGUUCGUCGUGAGCAGAAAACACGCGCAUAUUCCGUGCGUGGAGUUAAAUAAUUCAGUUCGGGACGUUUCAUGGAAUAUUUCAGAAUUCAUUGCAGAAAAUAUAACGUAUAACGUUGCGCUUUAUUGAAAUUAAAAUAAACAACUUGAAGGGAAUAUUUCCAGGUGCGACGGUGGGCCAGGUCAGUUUCUGCAGAACCAAGCCUAGAAAUUGAAAAUUUCGCUAAAAUAGAGCAAAUAAUUAUGAACUACUUUACUGUUCUACGCUUUGGACACUGUACAGCCUUGAACAAGGGUCUAAUAGAGCAUUGCUUAAGACGGUACAUACCUAUGUGCCAAGCCAGAUUCUACGUCAAAGAAAGUGAAAAUCGCUACAGGCAGCGUAUCGGGGCGAACGAACGGACGCAGAAGAAAGCAUUGCGAAUACGUAUAAUGCAAAAUUUUAAAAGUACAAGAAGAAAAGUGGAAGAGAUCAUUGAAAGGGAAAACAUUUGGACGAUACCCAAUUUUAUUUGCAUAGGUCGUAUAAUAACAUCACCGUUCUUAAGUUACUUGAUCCUGACACAAGAUUAUCAGAUAGCGCUAUGGUUGCUUGCGUUUGCAGGACUGAGCGAUUUGGCGGACGGAUGGAUUGCGCGCACCUGGACGUCGCAGGCCUCGAAACUCGGAAGCUUUCUGGAUCCAGUCGCGGACAAGUUGCUCGUCGGGACGAUGUUUCUCUCCCUGACCUGGGUCGGCUUGAUACCAGUUCCGCUCACUUGUCUCGUUGUCACGCGCGACGUCGUUCUAGUAACUGCUGCAUCUUACAUUAGAUAUCGUUCCUUACCUCCACCGAAAACCUUGGCAAGGUACUUCGAUCCUACACACGCUACCGUACAAUUGGCACCGACUUUAACGAGCAAGCUAAACACCGGAGUGCAACUGGCUCUGAUUGCUGGAACGUUGGCAUCGCCAGUUUAUCAUUUCGUAGACCAUCCGAUCUUGCAAUGCCUGUAUUAUAUAACUGCAUUCACAACAGUUGCAGGAGGUGCCAGUUAUCUAUUAUCGAAGGAUACGUAUAAAUUGUUGAGGAAGAAGAAAACCCCGACGCGAACAUCACCUUAGACCCAGACUGUAUAUUAUAUGUAUUAUAUUAUCCCUCAUUUAUUUAGAUUGUACGAUGUAUAUUGCUUCUUUUUGUAUGUACUAUAUAUUAUAUCUACUAUCUUGUA